This is a messenger RNA of Prorocentrum cordatum, 609 nucleotides long. The record is from the annotation of a GenBank genome assembly. Lineage: Eukaryota; Dinophyceae; Prorocentrales; Prorocentraceae.
CCGCGCCGGCUCAGCGCUGGUCCUCGCCAGGCGGCCCCGAGACCCUGCAGCGUGGCCCGCGCCAUUGAAAUUCACGAUGUGUGUUGUUCGUUGGUCACUGGCAUGGCCCGCUGGGUGCAGUCGCUCGUGCUCGCGGGCACCGUGGUGGCCUCGAGCGGUGUCGGCGAGCUGCCGCGGCAGCUCCGCGGACCCGCCUCUCUCCGCAGGACGUGCACGCAGGGAGAGGCCGUGCGGUGCCCUGGCUCCGACGCCACGUGUGCCGGGGACCAGUGCUGCCCCCCCGUGGCCUCGUCGGGGAACCUGACCUUCCCCUGCCCAUCUCUCGAGCAGGGCAGCUUCCAGGGCUGCGAGAGCGGCGCGAAGGUCCACGACUGCGAGGACCCCUCACGGUCGCAGCCGCUGGCGACCGGCGCGUGCCGGCAGGGCGAGCAGGUGCUGUGCCCCGGCUCGGGGGCCGCGUGCGCCGGGGACGCGUGCUGCCCGCCGGACGCGGCCUCCGGGAACAGGACGUUCCCCUGCCCGUCCGCCCACAGCAGAUUCGGGGGCUGCGAGAGCAGCGCGAAGCUGUUCUACACGUGCGCGGAGCAGGCGGAGCAGGGCCCCUCCUGA